AUGAAACAAAUAGUAGGGAGAAUAUCACAACAUGGGACAUACUCAUUUCGUAUUUAUUACCGAUCCAUCACCGACGCAUUACCUCAUUCGAGGAUAUCCCUACAGCAAAGAUCAAUAGACCAGUCACGCAAAUACACGCUUUCUUCAAUUAAUCAUCAACAACAAAAUCCAAUUCUACGUUCUUCCUUUACAACCCACAAUUUCAACGCGUGCCAUUCACUCCCACUUUCCACUCGCUGUCUUCUCCAUACUUCGACAUGCUCUCCCUAUCGUGAUCUGCCUCGGGAACUACGCAUGUUUCGCAAUGAUGCUGGUUCACAUGCGCAUCCUAUAAAAGAAGUGCAGGAGCAAGAGACAAUAACACACAAGGCAGCUCAAUUCGCAAAAGAAGAGGCAAAAAUGACCGAGCGAGCUACGAAUUCUGCCAAAAAGAAGCCAAUGCUGAUACGUGUAAAAGAUGAAUUGGUACAUUAUUGGCAUGGAACUAAAUUAUUAGGCUUGGAAAUUAAGAUUUCAACCAAGUUGCUAUACAGGUUAUUGAAAGGCGAGAAAUUGACCAGAAGAGAAGUCAGGCAGCUCAAAAGAACAACUCAGGACUUGCUCCGCCUGGUUCCAUUUGCUGUCUUUAUUGUCGUCCCCUUUAUGGAGUUCUUACUUCCAGUAGCUCUCAAAUUGUUCCCCAACAUGUUACCAAGCACGUUCGAAGACAAAUAUGCUCGUGACGAGAAGAAGAGAAAGCUUUUAAAGGUUCGAUUAGAAAUGGCUAAAUUCCUCCAAGAAACUAUUUCCGAGGCUGGAAUCAUGAAGGCAGAUCAGGCUGAUGCAGCAAAAGAAUUUACCGAAUACUUUCGAAAGGUUCGCUCGACGGGAGAACAAGCAUCGACCGAGGAUCUUCUUCGUAUUGCCAAAGUAUUCAAAGACGACUUUAUGUUGGACAAUUUGUCGCGACCACAGUUGGUCAGCAUGUGUCGCUAUAUGAAUAUCAAUGCAUUCGGUACAGAUAACUUUUUGAGAUAUCAGAUAAGUAAUCGUAUGAGAGUAAUCAAGGAAGACGACAAGGAACUCCAACAUGCAUGCCAGUCACGCGGUAUUCGUACCAUUGGCGUGUCUCCCACUCGCUUAAGAAGUGAACUGAAUCAAUGGCUAGACCUUCAUUUAAACCACAAAGUGCCCUCUUCCUUGUUAAUACUUUCACGCGCAUUUAGCUUUGCUGACCGGCUGGAACUGGCUGACCAAGCAGAAGCAUUACAAACGACAUUGUCUAGCUUACCGGACAGCUUGGUUCACGCCGCUCAACUGCAAGUGUCGGAGGCAACAUUUAAAGAAAAGCUAGAACUUAUCGAAGAGCAAGAGGAUCUUAUUGCUGAAGAGAAAGCUCAAGAAGAGAAAGAAGAGGCCGCACGGAAAGCCGAAAAAGAAGCGGCACGGAAAGCCGAAAAAGAAGCCGAAGAAGCGGCACGAGAAGCAGCGCUUGCCGAUAAACUGUUACCAGAUACAACUGUGAAAUUCGAGGACGAGGAAGAUGUGCGCAUGUCUAAGCAGCAGCUUCAAGAGCUUCGCGAAGCUUUGUCGAUCUUGUCGUCUAAAUCAGCAGUUCUUGAAGAGCGAGAAGCUCUCCAUGAACUCAAAGAAGACCGCGAAGAAUACAAAGAAGACAUGCAAGAGCUUCAUGAAAUCGGCGGGGAAGAAUCCAAAGUCUCACAUCGUCUUGGAGAACGUUUAGAGAAAAUGAUAGAAAAGAUUGAUAGAGAGCUCGAACAGUACGACUCGGAAGUUGGAUCCAAAUUCAAUCGAAUUCAAGCCAACGAGUCUGGGCAGAUACGGGUAUCUGACCUCGAAGAGGCGUUGCGAACUAUCAAACAUGCCCCAGGCGACAGUGAGCGGAUCAAGAAGAUUGUGAAAAAAUUAGAUGUAGACAACGACGGGUUGGUUUUCUUGGAUCAUAUUCGUGAGCUUGCGACCGAAGGAGAAGGAUUGGGUGUGUUGGUUGAGGAUGAAAAGGACGAAAAGGUUAAAAAGCCAAAGAAGGAAGAUAUCGUAAAAGAGGACUGA
Messenger RNA from Paraglomus brasilianum, 2052 nucleotides. Lineage: Eukaryota; Fungi; Glomeromycota; Glomeromycetes; Paraglomerales; Paraglomeraceae. The record is from the annotation of a GenBank genome assembly.